UGUGAGUCAGACGGACCGCAUAAAUUGAUCAUUGAGCGGAGACAGACGACGUUAGUGUCUUUUGUGGAUUUGUUUUAUUGCAUUCUGUCCAUACUGUAACGGAAUUGAAACACGCACAGUUUGAACAGCUAGUACAUAAAGUGACCCUUUCGCUAUCGCUUUAAAGCGAAUACCUUUUUCUGGGAACCUUUGGAGACCCAGAUAACAUGGACCGAUUCUACGACCAGCAAGUCCCAUUUAUGGUCCCACCCAAUCAGAAAUCUCAUGUGGAGGAACCAUACAGCAGACCAGUCAUCGACAACAGGAAAAGGAAGUUUGUAGACACAGAACUCGCCCAGGACACGGAAGACCUCUUCCAAGACCUCAGCCAGUUACAGGAGAUUUGGAUUGCAGAAGGUGAGUUAUCUUCCCAGGUGCCUGAUGAUGAACAGUUUGUCCCAGAUUUCCAGUCAGAUAGCUUGAUGUUUCAUGGCCCCCCACAAACCAAGAUUAAACGGGAACUGAGUCCUUCCAAAGAGAUUUCUCAUUGUAGCCAGGACAGGAGUCUCAUGCCAUACGGAGAGAAGUGCCUUUACAGCUACAGUGCCUAUGAGAGGAAACCCAGUUUGGGCUAUAAGCCAUUGACCCCUCCCACUACACCCGUGUCACCGUGCAGCUCUACCAACACCCCAGGGACACACCCACUCAGUGAGCAGACUCCUCCCCCUCCUCAAAUACCCAAUCAGAACCAGGCGCAAGGGCUGCAGCACGGCCAGCCUGGCAACCAUGCAGUCGGCUCCGCCCACAGCCAGCAGAGGCCGCUCUCACUCCACAGCCAGAGCCCGCCCUUUGCAGUGCCCUGCCCACCCUCACACCUCAGUCAGGAUGGCACCUACAGCCCUGAGCAUAGGUUCCAGAGGCAGAUGUCGGAGCCAUGUCUACCCUUCCCUCCCUCUGAGAGCCAGGCUCGCCCCCAGUUCCUGGCCCAGCAGCAGGCCCCCAGCCACAGCACCCUGCCCAGGGACGGGAGGCCCCCCUACCACCGCCAGAUGUCUGAGCCCUUGGUCCCUGGUCCUGUGCCUCUACACGGCUUCAAGCAGGAGCUGCUGGACCCCCGCUACACCGAGGAGGGUGUCCCCUCCAUGGGCACUCAGGCUGCCUUCCACCCCAUGGCCAUCAAGCAGGAGCCCCGGGACUUCUGCUUCGACUCUGAAGUGCCUAUCUGUCAGUCUACAUUUGGAAGAGCAGGGACCUUCUACCAAAACAACCAUGAAAGUUUCUCCUUCAACAGAGAGCUUCACCUGUACUACGAAGAUACCUGUGUGGUUCCUGACAGACUUGAAGGGAAGGUCAAGCAGGAGCCCUCAGUGUACCGUGACGGCCCUCCCUACCAGCGUCGUGGCUCUCUGCAGCUCUGGCAGUUCCUGGUCACCUUAUUGGACGACCCGGCCAACGGUCACUUCAUCGCCUGGACAGGCCGGGGCAUGGAAUUCAAACUCAUAGAGCCAGAAGAGGUUGCUCGCCGCUGGGGCAUCCAGAAGAACAGGCCAGCCAUGAACUAUGACAAGCUGAGUCGUUCUCUGCGGUACUACUACGAGAAGGGCAUCAUGCAGAAGGUAAAGGUUGCUGGUGAGAGGUACGUGUACAAGUUUGUGUGUGACCCUGAGGCCCUGUUCUCCAUGGCCUUCCCUGACAACCAGAGGCCCAACCUGAAGGCUGACCCUGACAGCCUGCCCUGCGGUCAGGUGGACGACGACACCCUGCCCCUCACCCACUACGACAAGAACACCCCUUACCUGGUGGACUCUGGGGAGCAGUGUGUAGGAGGCCUGCCCUUCCCUGAUGGCUACGGCUACUGACACACUUCCCCUACUACUACUAAACCCGACCCAGAGAUCAAACGGCUGAGGCUGAGCAAGAAACUGGAUCAAACCUGAACCCGAAACCUCCCUCUCCUCUUACCGCUAAAUUACUCCUCCGAUCUUGCCAACUUACAGAUUAACUUAACCCUCCCUCCCCCUGAAACGACUGAGGAGAAACCUGCACCAACCACCUUCUCUGGCAUCAUCUACUGUACCAAGAGAGAGGGGGGCCGUGGAAGUGCGGAAUGGACUCCAGUGGCUCCUCCGACUUAAGGCGAGGUGGCGUUGUUGUUGCAAUGGAGACCAAGAGGAAGUGAUGGAGGCCCAGGGGCCGCGUUAUGAUGACAACAUGCCGGAGGACUGCCAGAUGGGUCUCUGUGCAAGAAUUGUAGCAAUUCUGAUUGACAAUCUCCUUUUUUCUAAAAGAGUAAAAUAAGUAUAUUAAAAGUUAAAAUAUAUAAAUGCAGCACUAUUCUAUAGUUGCCUUUUUCGUCCCCCAUAAUUAUAUAUUUUCUGCCACAUAUGAACAAUAAGAUCUGUGUAAGCAAGGACUUUAAUUUGCAAAAAAAACUACAGCAAAGAAAAACUCCAAACCUACACACCUAUUUGUUUAUGUAGACUUAAGAAACGUCUUUUAGUAUAGAAAUGUCUGUUAGUAUGCUGGCUUUUCUACAAUUGGUUAAGGAUUUAGACCUAGUAGUACUCUAACCCACUGGGAUAUUCUAUUGUUUCAGAUUAGAUGGAUGGAUUCCUCCGACCAGAGGCCUACGUUUUUUUAUUGUUUGUGUUUAAUGCCGGCCCGGCUGUGUUUUUAUCCAGUGUAAUUAUUUAAUGUUUGUUCUGUUCUGCUGGGUUAGCUGAGGUUACCUGUGAGUGCCCUACUAGCGUAAAGCUCCAGGCUCUCCGAGAGCUGUGGCUGCAUCUGAAACGACACUCCAUUCACUAUAUAUAGUACACUACUUUACAAAGCCCACAAGGCUAUGGUCAAAAUAAGUGCAAUAUAAAGGAAAUGGGGUGAAUUUUGGAUGCAGACUCUGAGCCACCAGACAUUCUCCUUUAUAGUGACACUCCACACCAUUUUUCAUAAACUCACUCCUUAUAUUGCCUCAAAGUUGUAACUGACUAAUCAGCACUCCACCUCUAAAAAAAAUGAAAUAAAAAAACUAGGCCCUGCAGGAAUCCUUUUUAUUUUCCAAAAGGGACACCUCAGUCAAUAUUUUUCCUAGAGAUUUUGAAUUUAUACAUGCCUAAAAAGUUAUAUUAUUAAAAAAGGUCAAAUCUUAAUUUUUUUAUUUUAUUGGGUGCUUGAUGUUUCCUCAGCAGCGAGUGUACUAUAUUUCUCAGAUGCAUUAGGAUGGUAGGACGGCAUCGUUCAGGACCUUGCAUGCAAAGGGGUGAAAUUCUACACCGUUCCCUGGACUCCUUUCUGCCAAUCACAGGUUGUCAACAAGAGACCCCUGCUUCUCUUUGCAUGACGGUGUAUUGAAACAAACUGUCCACUAACAUAUCGCUUUACUCUACUCUGGACAAAGAAGCAGAUUGUGAAACUCUGCAUUUUGUUCACGUUUGUUUAUUAAAUGGGAAAAAUACAAACUUAUAUAAAUAUAUAUUUUUGCUAAGUCUGCAUCUGUUUGAUUUUAUUAUUGUAUAAGCCUGUAUAGUUCUGCCUAUAACAACGUAUGCAUCUUUUUAAAAAAUCUGGAUACCUGUGACUCAAAUAGUACUGCAGACAGUGAUUCAGAGGCCACUCUUGGUGAAUGAAAGGAUGAAGAACAAGAAUGUCUUAGUUCUAAAGGGGUAGUAUGGCUGGGGUUCCUACCGUGUAUAGUGGACUAUUUAAAAAAAAAAUAAUAAUAAUAAUAAUA
Coregonus clupeaformis (lake whitefish) is the source of this 3706-nucleotide messenger RNA. It is a transcript of the gene etv5a, whose product is annotated as ETS variant transcription factor 5a. Gene Ontology annotation, molecular function: DNA-binding transcription factor activity, RNA polymerase II-specific; sequence-specific DNA binding. The record is from RefSeq and is a predicted model, not a curated record. Gene Ontology annotation, cellular component: nucleus. NCBI's taxonomy places the organism in Eukaryota, Metazoa, Chordata, Actinopteri, Salmoniformes, Salmonidae. The transcript is spliced from 13 exons. The coding region runs from base 207 to 1838 and encodes 543 amino acids. Gene Ontology annotation, biological process: cell differentiation; regulation of transcription by RNA polymerase II.